AUGGCUACCAAUAAGAACCAGUACCAGACAUUCCCCACGCCCGUUGAAGGCCCAAAAGUCCCAUACAAGGCGACUCAGGAAUCCAACCCCAUCCUGCGUGGCCGGGUGCUGGAAAUAGCUGCUACCUUGGUCCAGUCCUCGAGUUUCAUCCAGGCUAUUCUCUGGCGCAAUGCAGGCUUCUCUACGCUCCGUGACAUUAAAGAGUUGACUGCAUACGAACCGAAAUUCGACCCUACUGUCCUCCCUCCGUCGACCCAAUACGCUGGCACAGAGGCUCCCGAGCUACCGGUCCCCGCCAGGCGCCGUCAGGAUGGCAAGGGCGAUUACUACACCUCUGCUGAUUACCGCGAGCUCUACCAGGCUGGGAAGCUGACUCCUACCGCUGUUGUGGAGGCGUUGCUGCCCAUGAUCCGACGUGAUACCUCACCUCCGGGCGAGUUCUCACCGGGUUUCUGCCAGUCGAAGAUUGAUAUCAUUCGUGCUUCAGCGGAGGCUUCUACGCAAAGAUGGGCAAAUGGCACUCCGUUGGGCCCGAUGGAUGGUAUCCCUGUUGCUGUCAAGGAUGAAGUAGACAUCGAUGGAUAUGAUAAGUACAUGUCAAGCAAGGUCAACUUCACGGCCAAUCCCAAUUUCACUUCCUGGUGCGUGAAGAAAUGGGAGGAAGCCGGCGCUAUUGUCAUUGGAAAGACAGUUAUGCAUGAAAUUGGACUCGACACUACAAACAACAAUCCUGUUGUUGGAACACCAAGAAACCCUCAUAACCCAGGAUACUACACCGGUGGCUCCUCCGGAGGCUCUGGUUAUGCAGUCGGCGCUGGCGUUGUGCCUAUUGCACUUGGAGCUGAUGGUGGUGGCUCCAUCCGCAUUCCCUCCAACUACUGCGGGAUUUACGGACUUAAAACGACUCACGGCAGAGUUUCAGCUGCUCCAUCAUGUAGACUGGCCACAAGUGUAGGAGUGCUUGGCCCAAUGGCGUCUAAUCUUGAUGAUCUUGCGAUGGCCUACCGUAUUAUGGGAGCCCCGGAUCCAAACAACCCUGUGUCGGCGGCGUUCCCCGACCCGUUGCUGAGCAUUCCAUCUCCUGCUUCGUCUAGAGGCAAGGUUAUCGGAGUAUACAAAGACUGGGUUGAGCGGUCUGACCCAGAGGUGCUAGCCAUGUUUAAUAAGGCUAUCGACUACUACCGUGACGAACAAGGUUAUGAAAUCGUUGACAUUACCAUUCCAUAUAUCCCUGAAGGUGGGAAGUGCCAUGCCCUAUCAAUCCUAAAUGAGAUUGCAAGCGGUCUUACUAAAGAACAAAUCUCCCAAUUAUCUGCUCCCACAAAGAUCCUGGUGUCUGUGGGCGGAACCCAAGGCCUUGCACAGGACUAUUUCGCUAGCCAGAGGAUGCGCCAUCUACUCAUGAACCAUCUCUCAUUCUUAUUCCAGAAAUACCCCGGCAUAAUUAUCGCCACUCCCACCACACCUUCAGCUGGCUCCAAGAUUUCUCAGGGCGAAGCUGAUCUCACCCACGGAAUCAGUGAUAACAACUCAACCUUGAUAUCUAUGGAAUAUGUGUACCUCGCCAACUUUACUGGAUGCCCGGCCAUAUCAUGUCCAAUGGGCUAUGCUGAUGAGACCUCCAUCCCCGUUGGGCUGAUGGGUAUGGGAGAAUGGGGCAGUGAGGAAGCCUUAAUUGAAUGGGCUCGCGACGGUGAGGGAAUGCUGGGUGGUAAGGGAUUGAAGACCCCCAACAAGGAGAAGGGCGGCAAGUGGAUUGAUACUAUUAGUUUAGCACUUCAUCCAAGCACCGAUUGA
Nannizzia gypsea CBS 118893 is the source of this 1797-nucleotide messenger RNA. RefSeq names its product amidase. Gene Ontology annotation, molecular function: catalytic activity. Lineage: Eukaryota; Fungi; Ascomycota; Eurotiomycetes; Onygenales; Arthrodermataceae. Bases 1 to 1797 code for a protein of 598 amino acids. The transcript is spliced from 3 exons. The record is from RefSeq and is a predicted model, not a curated record.